Messenger RNA from Egretta garzetta (little egret), 5483 nucleotides. RefSeq names its product sodium channel and clathrin linker 1 (gene SCLT1). Gene Ontology annotation, cellular component: centriole. Gene Ontology annotation, biological process: cilium assembly; clustering of voltage-gated sodium channels. The record is from RefSeq and is a predicted model, not a curated record. NCBI's taxonomy places the organism in Eukaryota, Metazoa, Chordata, Aves, Pelecaniformes, Ardeidae. The transcript is spliced from 9 exons. The annotation marks the transcript as partial.
GCGCUCUUUGGGGAGAAACAAAAGGAAGAGGAAAUCAAAAAAAUUAAAGACGAAAUGUCUCAACUUGCAGAAGAUACCGCUGCAAGAAUCAGAAAGGCAGUAGACUCUGCAAAGAAGCAAUAUAAUGUGCAGAUUUCUCGACUAACAGAAGAACUCUCAGCUCUUCAGAUGGAAUGUGGAGAAAAACAAGGUCAAGUUGAACGAGCCAUCAGAGAAAAGAGAGCAGUGGAAGAAGAACUUGAAAAGGUUUACAGGGAAGACAGAGGACAUGAAUCUGACAGUAGAAAACUAGAGCAGCUGCAUCAGAAAUACUUACUUGCAGAAGCUACAAAAGGUGACCUUCAGCUGAGUCUACAGACAACACAAAAUAAACUGAAACAACUGGAAAUGAACUCUGAGGAAGAGAAAUCUCGUUGCCAGGAAGUUAUCAGUAAAUUGCAAAGCAUUCUGGAUUCAGAAAGGGAAAAAAGUGCCUUUGUCAGUGAACAAAGGCUAAAACUUCAGCAAGAGAAUGAACAACUGCAAAAAGAAAUGGAGGGUUUGAGAAAACUGGCCAUAGAGGCUCGACAAAAAGCUAAAAUAAAGAUAAGCACAAUGGAGCAUGAGCAUGCUGUGAAAGAGCACGGCUACGAAGCUCGACUUAAGGAAAUGGAAGACACCAGUCAAAAGUCUACUGCUGAACUUAGACGGCUGUUAGUGGCUCAGCAAAAAGCAACAAAUCGGUGGAAAGAAGAAACAAAAAAUCUUACUGAAACUACAGAAAACAGAAUCAGUAAGCUAAAAGGAGAGCUGAGUCAACAAAAACUUCGUAGCCAGGAACUCAUUUCUCAGCUGGAAAUGGCAAAUGAAAAGGCAACUGAGGAUGAAAAAUUAAUGAUGGAAUAUCGAGAACACAUCAAUAGGCUUCAAAGGCGACUGAGCCAGGCAGAACAGAGGGCAGCUACAGCGUCUCAAAAGCUCAGCCUGAUAACUACACAGAAGAAAAAAGCCGCUUCCCUGAAGGAUCUGGAAAAUAUUUAAACAUACGUUUUGGUCAUUGACGCCGUGUUGGAGUUAAGAAGAUUGCUGGGGAGACUUCAUAUUGGAGCAUUAAAGUCAAAUGCAUAGCAAGGCUCGUAAAACUUAGAUAAAACAUUUUCUGGUUUAUUCAGGUAAGAAAGGGGGUGGAUGAAGAUACUGUACCUGUAUGUGUAGUAAAGACUGGAAGAAGACUGCAAAAUGAUGUCAUUAAAGUCCUUUAAUGUAGCAGAUGAGACAAUCUGAUACAGUGCUGUGGCAUAUUGGUCUUUUUGGUCUAAAAUACACCAGUUCCAACUAUGCAAGACUGUGUACAGGGAACAGGUAACUUUAUACGGAAAUUCAUGAACAGCUUUGCUCGCAUACACUCGAUACCUUUAAUUUUUCUUUGUAGUGCAGUAACUUGGGAACAUUUUGAAGAUCUUUUAUGAAUUGUAGUAAGAUACUAAUUACCUCAUGAAUGUCAAAUAGUUGCUGUUUUUAUGGUAGGCGUUGUAGCUGCAAAAUGCCAUUACCUUUUAAGAAUUUGGUUCAGCUUGUUCUGAUGCCCCUGGGGAAGAGGUAAUAAAUAAAAUGCUGCUAUGGCUAUUCACACAGCUCGUUUCCAAGGACUGUAAUCGUUCUUCAGUUGUGCUGCUUCUUCCCAAUUGCUAUUUUACAGUUGUUCCUUGCUUUUCUGUUAAUCUGCUCUCUUGGUUGAUAUGUGUCUGGGAACUUCAGUUCUCUGUUACUUCAGCUUGCUUGAAGCUGGUGAAGUCAUCCAGCUUUUACGUGUUUUGAAAGCAUGUGUUUGAAUUCUGCAGGUGCCAGGAUGUGGGAAUCCUCUUGUGCACAUUUUUCUUUCAUAGUUGAAAAACUUGAUAUAUGUAAUUCCAAAAUUAGAGCUGAUCUCAUUUUCAGCGUAUGUUAUAAACACUUGAUAGGUGCUAACUAAUUUUAAAGUGCUCCCAUCUUGGACUUAAGUGACGUACUUCCUUGUCCUUCCUCUUAAAUGUGAAGAGUAUAACUCUGGUUUAUAACUUUUAAUGUGGUUGUAUGGAUAAUGCUUACCCAGUGCCUGAUGAAAACUGUUGGUUUGGACUAACAAACCCACACAUCUGUCACAGUGGAUCUGCACCAUUAUUUGCAUUUUAGUGGACAGACCUGGGUUGAUCACCACAUGGAAGGAAGGGUUCCUACCACUUCCUGAAAACCUGGCUCUUCAAGUACAGCCUGCAAGAUGGAUGCAACCUCAAGAAAAUUCUCUGCUUACCACAGGGGAAGUUACUGUUUCCUACAGUCAUACACACUUCUUUACUAGUGCUGUCUCAGUUCAAUUACGCCUGUAUCCAUUGCAAUCUCUUUAAUUUUGCUAAAAAACUUCAAAGAUUUUUUUCAAAGCAACGUGGAUACAUUGUCCAGAAGCUCCAAAUGUCUGUUGUGGUGAGUUUCAUCAGUCAACUCUGUAUAGGAUACAGAGGGAGGCCAGUACCAAGCACCUUAUUUUCAUUUGCAUAAGGCACAUCUGAGAUGAUGACAGGCCACCUGGAAGAUUCUUUGUGAGCUAUUAAUCCGAUUCACUCCUUAAAGAGAGGCUCUAGCUGUGAAGUGAAAGCUGGUUGAAAAAUGGCAGGUAAUUGCGAGUUCUUGAGCAACAGUAUUUGUGUAUUUGUUCCUUGAGGCACCAAAGGGCACCUGCUUGCUCUUGCGUAAUGGUCAUUUGCCAGAAUAUGAAUUGCAAUGACGACACAAGCACCUAAGAGUAAAGUUAAGGGGCAGCAGAGGAAUUAUGGCUGAGGACACAGGAAAAGAGAAAGAUUUCCUGCUUUCAUCUGUCCGCCUGAUCCUCUGAGCAGCUAAAAAUUGACCCAAUACAUCUGUCAGAACUACAAAAGGGAACGCAGUCAAGUUAAGUUUGUUGUCUGAACACCACCACCUCCUUUCAUUUCCGUUUGGCUUCUAGCAGAGGCUGCUGGCAUGCUGCUCACAAAUUGGACUUUCAGAGGAAAGGCACUUGCUGAGGCAAUUAAAAUUUGAGGCUUGCUGGUUAGAGAAGUGUUGCUCUUUCCCCCUAGGUUGUUUCAUGGAAGUGAGCAGCAGGCUUUUCAACCAUCUGUCUUGGUUGUUUUACGUUUGUUUCCAUCUAUGUAUUUCUCAUCACUCUUCCAUAGAGGAGUGGGUUUUUUUGUUUCCCCUACCUUCCUUUCCCACCCCAACACCAGGGUCUAAGUGUUUUAAAGAUUCCCUAGUGCGAUAUUAAUAUUUCCCAUUGAGUGAAACUUUGUUCUUGACUACGUUUAUUUAGGAGAGGUUUCUAGGUGAAUAGUUACUUCCAUUCAGCAGGUGAGAGAAACUGACUGUGAAGGUAGUAAGCUUCAUUUUGGGUCUUCCCAAGAGCCCUAUACCUUCGGGUGCAGGCUGGAUCUUGAAAGAUCCAUCACUGCAUAUAUGGAACUUUCUCAGUCCACUGAAGUGUUUGGCGAGCUGCCCUCAGCUCUGACCCAGCCUCAUCCAGCUAACCCCAGCAGUGCAAUGCCUUUCAGAAAGACUGCUGUCAGCAAGGUCGAUAAAGCAUAUUCAAGAACCUCUUUCAAACUCUAAUUAAUGCCUUGAAGAGCUUGUACUAGUGACUUUUAGGAGGGGUCCUGCUCACAGUUGCCCACAGUGUGAGCGCAUGGGAUACAACUACAGAGCUGAGAAAAAUUAUAGCUCUUUUUCAAGAUGUAGUGCUAGACCUACGUCUUCACAAUCUUGUCCUCUUCCUGCUCAGCUCCAAGUCCAUUCCAUGUUUCCACAUCUUGAGUUUAGAGGAAGCAAGAGGAAAGGAGCAACUGUGCCCUCCAUGCCUUGUCUCCUCUGGAUCCUGCGAUAGCAGCAGAUGUUCUCUGUCAGCAUUGCUCGACUAUGGGCAGUUCGUAGUGUGUACAUACAUUCAGCGUACUUAGCUUAGAGACCUACAGGGAAGAAACACCAUGUUCCUCUUGGGGUGGAACAUGUAUGAAGAUAUGGACCUUGGAAGAACAUCAUGUAUCAACAAAUGUAAACUAGUUGAGGUAAGCAACAUCCCUCUGAGAUCUCAAGGAAAAAAAGAUACCGUUGAUGGGAUAGGCACAGCUGGCACUAACAAGACCCUAUGCUAUUCCUCAAAAAAAAAGAAAGAUCUUCCUCUUGCAACCGCCGUGUGCACUUUGAUACCUGUAAUAAUCCAAAUUAAAUGCUGCUUUUAACCAUGAAAGUUGUUCAGAUCAUUGCAGUGAAGUGUUUAUGUAAAAACCCAAACAAAAUAACAACUGCUGCAGAUUCUGAAACGCUGCUGGCAAGGAUACUGCAAAAAUGUACAGCAUUUAUUCACAUACAGACAAAAAGGCACAAUUCUACUGAAUAGUUUAACAAAAAAUACAGCUGUCUUCAACUAGGUCUUUAUAAAUACUUCAAAAAAGGGAGAAAAUAAAUACAGGAUUGGGCCAUGUAAUAUAAAAUAGUCAUCUCUACAUAUACUUUUUAUUUCUAUCUCUUUCUCUUCAUGCACCUUUUUUAAUUAAUUUCAGCUGAAUGGACACCAAAGCUAGGCACAUAGUGAAAAAUCUUCUGUACAAGGUUUUACAAACAUAAUGACAAUUUUCUCAAAUUUCUGAAAUUAAGAUUUAUACACAACACGUAUAACCCUUCAUUUAGAUUUGUGUGAGUUUAUAACCUAACGAAUGGCAUUCCAGGCAACUUUACAGAAGUUCAACUAGCCUACUGUUUGACAGCAUACACCAAUCAUAAUCAAAGUUCUCUUGGUCAGUCUGCACAAGGAAAGGUAAUGCUUAAAAACAGAAAUUCGGCAAAUGGUUCUAUCCCAAUAAAAUACAGGGGUGGGUUUGUAUUGUCACUGCUGUACUUACGACACCUCUUCUGCUGAGCGCUAAGCACGGGAGACAAAACUAACCUACAGAGCCGGUCAUACUGCAGUCUUCUUACAGCUUUUUUGGUUUUGGUUCAGCUUAACUUGAAACAUUAGAAAGCUUAUUAACCUAAAUGCAGGGGAGCAAAACAGGUAAGGCAUUAAUUCUGCACAACGUUAGCAUUCAUAAUAAUAGUGCAAAUUAACAAGGUACCUCUUCCAAAGUGGUGUGAGGUUAAAUGUUUACUUAGAAUCAAAAUUUAGAUUACUCCAGCUAUGGCUUGACAAACAAUUCCCUAUAUGGGCAUGAGCUUCUUUCCUACAGAAAAUAACAGUGCCUGUCUGGAAAACAUUGCUGUAUGUCAAGUAGAACCUAACUGCAUUCACCUUUUGUCUGUCUGCUGUUGUUUGAUCGACUAACGACUGUUCUUUUAACACAUCCCAAGAGUGACUACAUCAUUUCAGAUUCACCUGUUUGACUCUCACCUCUGUAAGUAAGUCAUGAAGUUAAGCUAACGCCUUGGGACCACCAAUGGUAUCUUAAAAGUACACUGUCUUACACAGAAUUCCCCUUCCUCCACAUCAAGUGGUUAUCAAAAGG